AUGACAUAUCAUUUUAAACCAUUGCAACAAUCCAUUGCAGCCAAAGUACGAAUUGGAAUAAAAAAUAUUGAAGCAAAUAUUAUACCUGUUGUAGUUACAGUAGUCAACUAUUUAACAACUGGGCAGAUGAGGAUUAAAUGUCGUUAUUGUAAUGUGACUGUGCAGACGAGGAAGGAAUAUUCAAAACAUCUUGAAAUGCACGAGAAAUAUAACUUCACUUGUCCCGAAUGUGGCAAGACAUUCUAUUCCCUAAGGAGAUUUCGAGAGCAUAAAGAAGUGCAUCAACCUAAACACCAAUGUGCAAUGUGUAAUAGGUCCUUUUCUUACAAGACUGGACUACGACAACACCAACGACAAUUUCACAGAGGCAGUGAAGUGGCAAUUCAAAAAUCAAAAGUGUUUAUUCUUUUCAUUCAAUUGCGUGAAGUGGAAAAUAAAAGCAGCAAUUUAUCUAAAAUCGAAGCUGUUCUUGCCCGUACUAAGAAAUUCGCAACUACCAUUACUACCGUUAUACUAGUUCCAUCAGAU
Messenger RNA from Loa loa (African eye worm), 528 nucleotides. RefSeq lists its product as hypothetical. The annotation marks the transcript as partial. Gene Ontology annotation, cellular component: nucleus. The transcript is spliced from 4 exons. NCBI's taxonomy places the organism in Eukaryota, Metazoa, Nematoda, Chromadorea, Rhabditida, Onchocercidae. Gene Ontology annotation, molecular function: DNA-binding transcription factor activity, RNA polymerase II-specific; RNA polymerase II transcription regulatory region sequence-specific DNA binding. The record is from RefSeq and is a predicted model, not a curated record. Gene Ontology annotation, biological process: regulation of transcription by RNA polymerase II.